AUGGAGACCUAUUUCGAGCGCCUCUUCACCUUCCACGCCACGGGCUCCGAGUCUGGCGACGGCGAGGGCAUGAAGUGGCCCGUCAACACCCUCCGCCCCGAGGACAUGGCUGGGGCUGGCUUCUUCUUCACUGGAAACGAGACGCAGACGCCCGAUAGUGUCACCUGCUUCUCGUGCAAGAUGCAAGCCUGGCAAUGGAAGCGGAAUGACGAUCCGUUCGAUGAGCACUCGAGCGGCUCCCCCAACUGCGACUACGUCACCACUGAGCAGUUCGAGGAUCGCCACAAGUUGUUCCUCAUGGACCGGGAGAGCAAGAAUGCUUCCAAGCAGAACAGCCCUGCUGCCUUGGAGGCGCCUGCCACUCCCCCUGAGACGCCCACCAAGCCCAAGACUAUCAGAAAACCCAAACGCAAGAUGGCUAUGUCGCCCAUCGUCACUAUCUAUGACAGUGCUCCUGCCGACAACCAGGCACAGAAUGCAGUCCACCAUGACACUGGCAAGCAGCCCGUUGAGAUUGCCAUCACCGCGGGUGAUAGCAAGUUCACCAUCCAGGUGACCGAUGUCAGCCCCAGAGGCACCAAGCGUCUUCGGGUCGAUUAG
Messenger RNA from Colletotrichum aenigma, 600 nucleotides. RefSeq names its product Baculoviral IAP repeat-containing protein 7 (gene BIRC7). The transcript is spliced from 2 exons. Lineage: Eukaryota; Fungi; Ascomycota; Sordariomycetes; Glomerellales; Glomerellaceae. The coding region runs from base 1 to 600 and encodes 199 amino acids. The record is from RefSeq and is a predicted model, not a curated record.